This is a messenger RNA of Saprolegnia parasitica CBS 223.65, 2364 nucleotides long. Its product is annotated as AGC/PKA protein kinase. Gene Ontology annotation, biological process: peptidyl-serine phosphorylation; signal transduction. The transcript has 11 exons. NCBI's taxonomy places the organism in Eukaryota, Oomycota, Saprolegniomycetes, Saprolegniales, Saprolegniaceae. The record is from RefSeq and is a predicted model, not a curated record. Gene Ontology annotation, cellular component: cAMP-dependent protein kinase complex. Gene Ontology annotation, molecular function: cAMP-dependent protein kinase activity; cGMP-dependent protein kinase activity; ATP binding. Bases 1 to 2364 code for a protein of 787 amino acids.
AUGGGCUGCACCAUGUGCACGAUGGUUAGCUCGGUGGCCGAGCCGCCAGCGGUGACUUCCGAGCGCAGCACCAAGACCGUUGUCACUGGCUUCACCGAGGGCAUUGUCGAGAUGAUGCUGCGCGAGCGUCGCCAUGGCAUUUCGGACGACAGUAUCGCAGAGAUCGACGGGGAAGACUUCCGCGAUGGCGACGACGACGACGACGAGGAAGACGACGAUUUUGCCAUUCUUCUCGUCGAGGACGACAUGGCACUCGUCCUCGAUGUGCUUCGGUCCAAUGUGCUCUUCUCGUGCCUCGAGACCGCGCAGCUCGAGGCGCUCGCCAACUCGAUGCAAACCGUCGGCUUUGGCGUCGGGGACGUUGUCUACAGCCAGAACGACGUUGGCGACGCAUUCUACAUCAUCAAGCAAGGCAAGUUUGAUGUGCUACGAGACAACGAACACAUCCGCACGCUUCUGAGCGGCCAGAGCUUUGGUGAGCUCGGGCUCUUGUACAAGUGUUCUCGCACAGAGACGAUCCAUGCGCGCGACUACGGCACUGUGUUUUGUCUUCGCGCCCGGACGUUUCGCGCGAUUGUGGCACAACACGCUCUCGGGACGCUGGCAACGUCCAAGGAAGCGCUGACCAAAGUGCCUCUGCUACAAAGCCUCACGGAGCAGCAGUUUGAGACAGUGGCCGACGCCGUGCACACGUUGCACUUUCGCCAAGGGGAUGUCAUCGUGCGCAAGGGCGAGCCAGGAAACAUCUUGUACAUGAUCCAAGCCGGCACGGUUGUGUGCACCGACAUUGGGGCUGGUGCGCUCGACGAUGUCGAGCUCCACGAGGGCAACUAUUUCGGGGAGCGCGCCCUCAUCACCGACGAGCCUCGCGCUGCGACCGUGCUGGCCAAGACUGACGUGACUCUCAUGGCGCUGAGCCGCGAGGUCUUUACGCAAGUGCUCGGGCCGCUCCAAGACCUCAUCACCUACAACCUCAAGAUGCGCGCUGUGCAGAGCGUGCCGCUGCUCAAGGAGUUUUCGGACGCGGAGAAAGGCGAGCUCGUGGAGAAAUCCCCGGUCCGGGCGUUUGCGAGUGGCGAUAUCAUUUUGCGUCAAGGCGACGGCAGCGACGAGUUUUACAUUCUCGUGAGCGGCAGCGUCGACGUGACGCAAGCGAUCGAGAAGAAGCCGCCGGUGCACGUAGCGUCGCUGUCGACGGGCGACUACUUUGGCGAGACGGCGGUGCUUCAAGACGAGCCUGCGCCGCGCAACGCCACGAUCACGUGCACUUGUGCUGUCGAGUGUCUCGUGCUCAGUCGAGAUCUCUUCCACUCGGUGCUCGCGCCCGUCCGGCCACGCUUGAGCCAGCAGCUCGACGUGCGCAAACAAACGAGCCUCGACCGCAUUUUCGCCGCGAGCAUAACCAAGAAAUCGCUCAAGCGCGCCAAAGUUCUCGGUAUCGGGUCCUUUGGGCUCGUGUACAUUGCUCAACACGAGCCAUCGGGCCGGUUUGUCGCGGUCAAGGAAAUGUACAAGGCACGACUGGAGAAGGCGCGGCAGAUGGCCCACGUGACGUCCGAGAAGCAGCUUCUGAGCUCGCUCACGCACCCUUUCAUCCUCAAGUACUACACGGCGCUCAACGAGUCGAAAAAAGUGUACAUCGUUACCGAGGCGCUUCUCGGCGGCGAACUCUUCCAGCGCAUUGUCAACCCCGCGGGCGUCCCGACGCCGCUGCCGAUGGCCAACGCCCGCUUCUAUGCCGCCUGCGUUGUCCGCGCGCUCAAGUACCUCCACAGCCGUGGCGUCGCCUACCGCGACCUCAAGCCCGAAAACAUCUUGCUCGACGGACUCGGCUACGCCAAGCUCGUGGACUUUGGCUUUGCCAAGAAAUUACUCCAGAAGACGUACACGCUAUGUGGCACGCCCGAAUACCUCGCGCCCGAGAUCGUCACCGGUGUCGGUCACGGUAUGCCCGUCGACAACUGGGCGCUAGGCAUCCUCAUCUACGAAAUGGUUGUCGGCGAUUCGCCGUUCGCCGACAGCCGCGACGAUCACCUCGCAAUCUGCCGCGCGAUCCUGUCGGGCCAUAUUACCUUCAAGCCCGACGCGGAUCCGGACUGGAAGAGCCUCGUGGAAGCGCUGCUCGUGCGCGACCCGACCAAGCGACUGAGCUGCUUUGCACGAGGCAGCACGGUCGAGCAGCACGCAUGGCUCCAAGGCGUCGAGUGGGACAAGCUCCUCGCGCAGCAGGUGGAGGCGCCGUGGAAGCCCGAGAUCCGCUCCGACGACGACGCCCACUGCUUCUCCGAGGUCAACGAGGACGAGCUCGACGCGCUCAAGGAGUGGGACCACGUCUGGCCGGAGAAAAACUGGAGCGAGUUUUAA